Messenger RNA from Neurospora tetraspora, 970 nucleotides. RefSeq lists its product as uncharacterized. NCBI's taxonomy places the organism in Eukaryota, Fungi, Ascomycota, Sordariomycetes, Sordariales, Sordariaceae. The coding region runs from base 86 to 751 and encodes 221 amino acids. Gene Ontology annotation, biological process: DNA-templated DNA replication; double-strand break repair via break-induced replication. The transcript is spliced from 2 exons. The record is from RefSeq and is a predicted model, not a curated record. Gene Ontology annotation, cellular component: GINS complex.
UCCCUCCCUUCUCCCUCUUCAACCACCCAUUGCGCCCACCACACAACCCGAUUCACUCUAAUUCCCAAUCAAUCAACAAGCCAUAAUGGACAUCGACGACAUCCUCCGCGAAGUCGACCCCGUCUCGCACCAGAUCCCGCAAGAAACGCGCGACCUGCAAGACCUGACGCGCGCCUGGGUCGCCGAGCGCUCUACACCCGAACUACUUCCCUGGCCCUCCAAUGGCCUGUUCGAGCGCAUCAACGACAAGAUCAAGCGGCAAAUAGAGAAAGUGGAGGAGAUGACGGGCGACAUGGAUCCCAAGACCAAUUUCGCGCUGAUUGUUAUUCAGACGGAGUUGGAGAGAUAUAAGUAUCUGGUCAGGUCGUUUUUGAGGACGAGGAUUGCGAAGAUCGACAAACACCUCCUCCACUACAUCUCGAACGACAAUCUCCGAACACGCAUGUCGCAAAUCGAAGAGGCUUACGCGCGAAGACACCAGCUUUUGUUGCACAACCACUAUCUUAACUCCUUCCUGGGAACGUUCCCCCCAGCGAUGCAGAACUUGAACGACACGGCGGGGAAUAUAAGCAUGAUUGACAAUCCUGACCUCGACUCGGCUGUGUUCAUUCGCCUGUUGAAGGACGCGGAGAUUGAGUGUCACGGAGUCGACGUCGAUGGUGUGCUCACGGGCAAAGAGGGGGAUAUCGUUAUUUUGAGGUGGUCAGAUGCGAAGGGACUGGUGGAGAGGGGUGAUGCUGAAUUGGUCUGAGGAGGUUACGGGUGAAGAACCUGUCUACAAAGAUUGAGGGCUGUUGGGCUUACUUUGUCGUCGACCUUGGUCGAUGGCGGAGUUUACGCUUAUGGAGGGCUUAUCUCCAGGAAGGUACUCAACACCACCAAAACAGGUGAUUGAUGACCGGAGUUAACCCCGUCAAACUUCGGCGAUUACCAUACAGCCGUUCCAUCGACAUGAUCGGGACGAAUAUCA